Messenger RNA from Cicer arietinum (chickpea), 1438 nucleotides. RefSeq lists its product as uncharacterized. The record is from RefSeq and is a predicted model, not a curated record. Lineage: Eukaryota; Viridiplantae; Streptophyta; Magnoliopsida; Fabales; Fabaceae.
AAUGAAAACUCUAUUUGUUGCUUACGCGUAAAUGCCACGUCACAAAAUCUUACGGUUAUGGAUGAUGAAAAAAUCUUAUAAAUAUUACAAUUAACCGAAACUCAUACUACUAAGCUACCAACACUUUUCUUCUACCGAAAGCACCAUUCACUACACCUACUAUUACUGUCAUCGUUACGCUGUGUCAAGAUAUUAUAGAUAUGGAAGACUCCAUUCAAAUCAAUAUUGAGGAUAAAACACCAAGUGAUGCAAAAGAAGAGAAGGUUGAGAUAGAAAAGGAUUUGGAGACAAAAUCAGUAGAGAAAGAGAAGACAGAAUGUAAGGAAGAGAAGAAACAUAAGGAUGAAGAAGAUAAAUCAAAGAAAAAGAAGAAAGAGAAGGAGGUGGAGGAGGAGGAAGAUGGAGAGGGAGAAAAGAAAAAGAAGGAUAAGGAGAAGAAAAAGAAGGACAAAACUGAUGGAGAGAAGGCAAAGGGGAAAGAAGAUGAUGAUAAGGAGGAUGGUGAAGAGAAGAAGGAAAAGGAGAUGAAGGGUAAGGAUAAGAAGGACAAGGAAAAGAAGAAAAAGAAAAAAGACGGCAACGAAGAUGGUGAUGAAAAGAAGGACAAGGAGAAGAAUAAAAAGGGAAAAGAUGAGAAAGAAGAUGGUGAUGAAAAUAAGGAGAAGGAGAAAAAGAAAAAGGAAAAGAAGGAGAAGGGAAAAGAAGAUGAAGGUAAGGAUGGUGAAGAAAAGAAGGACAAGAAAAAGGAAAAGAAGGACAAGAAAAAGGAAAAGGAGGACAAGAAUGAUGAUGAUGAUGGUGAUGGAAAUAAGAAAAAGAAGAACAAGGAUGAAGAGAAAGAGAAGGAUAAAGAUGUGGAGGUGGAUGUGAAAGAAGUACAUGUAAGGGAUAUUGAUAUAGAAGAAACUGUGAAGGAAUGCGGAAAGGAAGAUGACAAGAAAGAAGUUAAAGAGAAGAAGAAAAAAGAAGACAAGGAAGAUAAGAAGAAAAAACUUUCUGGAAAGGACAAGACCAAUGAUGUUGGCAAGCUGAAACAAAAGCUUGAAAAAAUGAAUGCAAAAAUAGAAGCACUCUUGGAAAAGAAGGCAGAUAUAGAGAGGCAGAUUAAAGAAGCUGAAGAUGGAGGACAUGGAGUCAUUGUGAAGGACAAGGAAGAUAUAUAAAGGGUCAUGUAAUGUGAUAAAAUACUAUCCUGCAUUAAUAGUUUAAGACUAUGCAUACUAUGUUUGCACUUGGUGAGAGGUUUUGUUUUGUGUAAUAAAGCUGUAUUUUCUGUUUGAGUAAAAAAUGAUGCAUCUGUGUAUAUCCUACUUAUACUUUUUCUCAUUGAUUCCAUUCUCAACUCAUUCUCUUCCUCGUUGAAGGGGGGUGUGCUCCUUUUAUAGUGUCUAACAUGUCAACUACCAUUCAAUGGAGGUAUUAUAUUAAUCCAAACCAA